CUCAAGGCGAAGGAUUGGUACCCUCCCAGAAGCUAAGGGCUGAAAUAAAAAGUUUAAAAGCGGGUAGCAGUCGCGUUUGAACUCAAGGAGUUCUGUUACUGUUAAUAUGUCUGAAAUCAAGCAAAGGAGAAAAACUAAUACUUCGGCUAAAUUGAAUGAAGAGCAGCAAAAGCUAGACGAACAGCUGGGCGCGGGGAGUACCUCUGGUCUUAGAUCUCUCUGGAUGGACCCUCGAACAGCCGCAAGCUGCCUGUCUCUCACGGUCUGUGUGGGACUGACAUGGUUCCUUUUUCAGCAGUCAGCACAACUCAUUGCUGUGCAGGAAAAGUUCCACUUAUUGAAGGAAGAAGCUGUGAAGUUUCAAGAUAUAGAAACUAAAAUUGAACAAAUGUCCACAAAGCUUGAGUCGUCUUUGAGUGUCCUGCAGAAGGCCUCUUCAUCUAUCUCUGUGAUGACCAAGCUUCAGCAGGAAGUAGCCAGCCUCCAUAACAUCAUACCUGACAUUCAAAACAGUGAACAGACACUUUCUGAAAAGGUGCAGAGUGUGAAUGAGAAAUUUCAGUGUGUCAUUGCCUCCUGGAAAAGAAGCCAAGAAGAAAUGGAUACAAAUGCUAGUAGUUUGAAAUUGGAAGCCAAGAUUUUACAUAAUGAAGUAACUUCUCAAAUCAAUGCAGCAGAUUCAGGAAUAAAAUCCCUUUCUGAAAGAUUAAAAGAUCUGGAAGACAGUACUGUAAGAAACAUCAAAACAUUAAACAGGCAAGAAGAAGCUGAUUUAUCUAAAAUUGAACAGCGACUGCAAGCUGAUACAGAAUCAGCUCAAGAAGUGGAAGAAAAGCAGAAUAAUCUUUUAGUCAGAAACAACGACCUGAGACAAAAGCUUGCAGAUCGUGAGCCCAAAGAGGAAGAAUGCAAGUCCCAUUUACCAAUAAUAGAGAAUGCCAUUCACUCAGUGGUUAGAUUAUCAAGUAAUCUGAUUGGUAUAGAGAAGGAGGUGAAAGACAUGGCUGUAAAGGUGUUUAAUUCAGAAGGUGAAAUGGUGAAAGCUACAUUUGAAAUAAUGAACAUACAAAAAGCUCUUGAAGGCAUCAAGAAGAGCAGAUUAACGCUACAGAAAGAAGUGCCUGUUUUAAAAAUUCAUGACUUUACACAAUCUACUGCAGAGAUAAUAAAAGAACAUUUAGAAAAUCAUCCACCUGUCAAUGAUACAGCAUGAGUUGGGUCCCCGUUAACAACUUGUUCAUUUCAGUUAAAUAACUGAAGAGUUACUUGAGUGGCAUUUAGUAGAAUUCAAGGGUGUUUUCCUUUGAUCUCAGUACUACAUAAAAGGAAAACCAAUGUGAUUUUUUAAAAGAAGUCAUUGUGCAUAUUUGUAAAUUUAAUUCAGAUUAAAACAUUAAGGAAUCUUAAAUACUGAUAUUUAAAUAUUGUUUGAUUUUUAAAUUGUACAUAUUUGCUGGAUGUGUUUUGUAUAAUUGUUUAUUGGUAUUCCAUUGUAUUUAUUCUAAACUGUUCCCCCCAAUAUUAUUGCUAACUGUUAAUGUG
This is a messenger RNA of Eublepharis macularius, 1542 nucleotides long. It is a transcript of the gene IKBIP, whose product is annotated as IKBKB interacting protein. The transcript is spliced from 4 exons. The record is from RefSeq and is a predicted model, not a curated record. Lineage: Eukaryota; Metazoa; Chordata; Lepidosauria; Squamata; Eublepharidae. Bases 107 to 1213 code for a protein of 368 amino acids.